GACAAAACCCCCCACCUGGUUCCAAACCCUUCUUCUCUCUCCAACGACGGACAUCACCGGCGACACCCUACGGUCAGUCACCGGAGCUUAGUUUGCGUCGGAAAAUAUAUCUACUGUUCCAAAAGUAUUUCAAUCGUGGAUUGAAGUCUGAAGAAUAGAUGGAAACAAUGGAUGGACCCGUUCCGGAAGUUCGAACCGAAGGCGAACCCGCUGUUGCGGAGCAAUUAGGGCAAAAUGUUGAUCAGAUCAUCGUGAAGGUUGAUGAGCUUGAGCAAAGAUUAAACGAAGUUGAGCAAUUCUAUUCAAAGCCAGGAAAAAAACAGUCAAACACCUCUAAAGCAAGUUCAGUGAUGAAAGAAAAAGAUAAAGAUAAACAAAUAACCAGCUUUAAAAGACGCCAGCUGGACGCAUCACGCAGAGAAGCAGCUGCUACAAAAAGAAUGCAAGAUCUUAUGCGACAGUUUUCUGUAUUAUUACGCCAGCACAUCAUAUAUCCUUUCUGUGAACGCCACAUCAGCGCCAUGUCAACAAAAUUUGCCACAUAGUAAUUUACUAAUUUCCCCCCCAAAAAAAAAAUUAGCCUUUUGCAACAUUACAUGAAAUCUUUAUAAUGGUUAUUGUUUGGUAAUGGUCUCAUUUUUAAUAAUUUUAUGUAUUUCCAUAUUUACCCUUCCUUAACUAUCUUCAUUUAUACUGGCCACAAGUGGGCUGGACCAUUUAUGCAACCUGUGGAUGUAGUAGGGCUUGGUUUGCAUGAUUACUAUGAGGUUAUUGAAAAGCCAAUGGACUUCAGUACAAUUAAGGCCAAAAUGGAGGUGAAAGAUGGGACAGGGUAUAAUAAUGUGAGAGAAAUAUGUGCAGAUGUGAGAUUAAUUUUUAAAAAUGCUAUGAAAUAUAAUGAUGAAAGAAACGAUGUUCAUGUCAUGGCCAAAACUUUACUCGCAAAAUUUGAGGAAAAAUGGCUCCAACUUUUGCCAAAAGUUGACGAAGAGGAUGAAAGACGAAAAAAGGAAGAAGCAGAAGCACAGUUAGAUAUCCAACUUGCUCAAGAGGUUUCUCAUGCCAAAAUGGCUAGAGACUUAAGUGCUGAACUUGAAAAGGUUGACAAGAAUCUCAAAGAACUUAGAGAAGUUGUCCUCAGAAAUUGCAGGAAAAUGUCUACAGAAGAAAAGAAAGCGCUAAUGACGGUUUUGACCCAAUUAUCCCCCGAAGACCUAAACAAGGCGCUGCUAAUUGUCGCCCAAAAUAACCCAAAUUUUCAAGCAACCGGUCAAGAAGUUGACCUCGACAUCGACGCACAGAGUGAGUCAACGUUAUGGAAGUUGAAGUUUUUUGUGAAAGAGUUACUUCAAGGGCAAGGAAAGAGUCCGACAAGCAACGGUGGAAACAGUACGAUGAACAACAACGUUAAUCAAAACAAAAGGAAAAGAGAGAGUAUUGAUGCACAAGCCGCCAAGCCGCCUGCUCAAAAAAAGAAUAAUAAAAAGCCUUCGUAAAUCGUAAUUGCUCUUGUUCCUUUUUGGUUAAAUCUGUGAUUAUGUGAAUAAUAAUACACUUCGCUUAAUUCACUUAUUGUACCUUUUCUUUUAAAUAACAAAGAACCCACUAAACUUUCGGAUUUCUUUUUUUUUUUUUUUUUAGUUUGAC
Molecule: messenger RNA, 1647 nt
Organism: Lactuca saligna
Lineage: Eukaryota; Viridiplantae; Streptophyta; Magnoliopsida; Asterales; Asteraceae
Source: the annotation of a GenBank genome assembly